Molecule: messenger RNA, 2782 nt
Organism: Malaya genurostris
Lineage: Eukaryota; Metazoa; Arthropoda; Insecta; Diptera; Culicidae
Exons: 3
Coding region: 302-2023 (573 amino acids)
Source: RefSeq, a predicted model, not a curated record
CGAUCGAUUGAAUGGGCUCGUGCUGCGGGGGAAAAAAAGGUUAUAAAACACUGUGCAGGAUAGGUCAUUAAAGUCAUUUUGCAAACGAUCGUCCCCGAGUACGGAUUAGCGUUACUCGAUCGCGAGUAAGAGUUGUUGGAGUAGGCACAACAAAAAAACCGUUCCCGCGCCCCCGGAUUUGUGGAGAGUUGAUCGCGGUUCGAAUAGUGCGGAAAACAGUAGGCGGGUUUGUUUCGAGGAAAACGAUUUUCUACGGGAGAGGAGUAGAAGCAGUUGAAAAGCAGACAGAGGAUUUGUCGAUAUGGGAAUUCAAAAAACGUGGUUGCUGGUGAUCGGCCUAGCCGUCCUGGCACAUUCAGCCCAACCGCAGCAGCAGCAGCAGCACGACCAGCGUAGACUGCGGGUGCGUCCACGAGUGCUACAACACCAGCCGGAUAGUGCCGAGUACGAUAGCAGAGAGGACGAACGGCAGGACAAUCGUGCCCAGCAAGCGAUCCAGUACUACCGAGCGCAGGCCCGCGAAGACGACGAAGAUCCCCGUCAGUUGGUCCUGGUGGCCAGUGAAGAUGAGUACAAUGGUCAGUACGGUACACCAACUCCCAGGGCACGUGCCGACACGUACCGACCGGCAGUGAAAGUGACCACCGCUGCUCCACUGUCCCCCCGUAGUAAGGUGCCGGAAGCGAGACCACCACCGGUACAAACGAUCCGCAACUACAACAAAGUCAACGAUGACGGUUCAUUCACCUUCGGCUAUGAAGCUGCCGAUGGAUCGUUCAAGGAAGAAACCCGAGGUACCGACUGUGUAGUACGCGGAAAGUACGGCUACAUCGAUCCAGACGGUAACAAACGUGAGUUCACCUACGUAUCUGGAAAUCCAUGUGACCCAAACAACCCCGAGGGUAGCGAAGAAGAGGAAAAGUCCGAAGAAGAAUCCAACGAAAAUGUCCCACAAAACUACCCCAGAAGACCAUCGGCUCCACGGCCAAUUCCAACGCGUCCGGCCAACACCACACCUCGUCCAACCACAACCGUGUUCCAGAAUAACUACAACAACGCUUACAACGAGGAAGAGUCCGAGGAGGAGGUUCAAAUCGGUCAGCGGGUUCGUCCAGCUGCUCGUCCAUUUGUCAGUCAGCAACCCCAAUCGGUAACACAGCGACCACGUGUCCAAGUGAUCAGUACAACCCCCAACAACAACGUCUAUCACACCCCUACCCAAUCGGUUCCGGUUAACAUCACUCCGAAAACAGUAUACCGGCUAGCCCCACAGAACACACUUCAAACCCAGCCACCGCCAACAACCUACCGUCCGGAUACGACCACUCCGACCAUCAGUGGUUUCUUCUCAACCUCCAAAAGCACCGGAAUCCUCGGUGGAACACGACAACCGCUAGAUUUUGACGCCGAGUUCAAGAAAUUCCAACAGGAUACGAAAAUCCCAUCCACCACUCCAUCCCGACCGGCACUAUCCUCUACGCCGAAACAGGUCACCAACAAUCCCAUCUAUCAGACGCAGUUGGUGUUCGAUCCGCAAACUGGCCAGUACGAUACUGCCCUCUAUCAGCAGCUUCCGCAGGGUGACGGUGACUUCCAGCUGAAUCAUCGCAUUCAACCGUACGUUCAGCAUCCCAUCCAGCAUCAGCAACAUCAGCAACCGCAGCUAGUCAGUCUACAGCAGCUCCAGCAGCAAAGCCCUCUGUACCGUGGCCAGGCACCACAACCCGCUCCCGCCCAGGUUCAGAUUCCUCAGCAGAUUUACCAGAAGCAACAGAACGAGCUGCAGUUCAUCAAUAGCCAGCAACUGUUCGCCCAGCAGUUGGAACUCCAGCAGAAUCAACUCCGUGCCGACCGGUUGGAAGCGGCCAAGAAAGCCCAGGGUCCCCAGCACCGUUUUCAGGCUUCCAGCCCGCAGAUCCAUCGUGUCCCACAGCCCCAACAGCAGUACUAUUUCGUCCAACCGCAGGGUCAUUCCGGUGGACAGAUCGACGCCUUCCUGCGGGGUCACAACAUCGAGUACUAGCCUCAGUUCUCUAAGUCCCGCUCAUCCCUAGUGCUUGCUCCGGUUUAGGGGAAGCUAGGGUUUUGUGUUUUGUCUAGUUUUGUAGUCUACGAAGCGAAGCCAUCUACUUAAUUUUUUUCUCUUCUGUUUGUUUGUUUGUCUCGUCGAGUUAAGUAUUAAUUUAAAGCUGAGUUUCUGAGUGCCCCAGGUCCGAGACCCCCUCCCCCCUACGAUUCCCAGUCCUAAUUUAAUUUCCUUCACAACUUCCGUCCAUCUCUGUUAGCUCCGUGUCUCCAUUCUUUCCGAUCGUAAUAAGACUUUAAAUAUAUGACCCCGUGAAAACACGUUGCGAAAACGAGGAAAACCGUGAAAGGGUUUUAGUUUUCUACUGUUUAAGUUGCUAAGAAUGAAAAUGAUGAUUAUUGUAAAUAAGCAGAUUUUUUGUUUGUUUCUCCCAGAUAGAACCCAGCCCGUUCGCCGUUCGAAAAAAAAAAAUAAGAAAGAUAGUUUAACAGAAAAUGAAUCAAGUCCCAGUGGUGUGACAGUUAACCGGCGCUGUCAGUUGCUUAGCUUGGGAGUGAACGAUGCGAAAAAUUUGGCGGCGGGCUUUUUGGAAAUCAAUUCAAUAUGACAAUAAAAAGUUGAAAUCAGGAGGCCCCCCCCCUCCUUCCGAUAUUACUUAUCUUAGGGUUAAUCAUGUUUACCAUAUGAGAAACAAAUGCCAAUAUCGAAUUGAGUAAAUAAAUAAAUGAACAAAUAAAAAAACAUUUUGAAAAAUUA